Euleptes europaea (tarantolino) is the source of this 7515-nucleotide messenger RNA. It is a transcript of the gene SPTAN1, whose product is annotated as spectrin alpha, non-erythrocytic 1. Gene Ontology annotation, cellular component: plasma membrane; cortical actin cytoskeleton; cell projection. Lineage: Eukaryota; Metazoa; Chordata; Lepidosauria; Squamata; Sphaerodactylidae. Gene Ontology annotation, biological process: actin cytoskeleton organization. Gene Ontology annotation, molecular function: actin filament binding; calcium ion binding. The record is from RefSeq and is a predicted model, not a curated record. Bases 1 to 7497 code for a protein of 2498 amino acids. The transcript has 57 exons.
AUGGAUCCUACUGGAGUAAAAGUGCUGGAAACAGCAGAGGACAUUCAAGAUAGGCGUCAGCAGGUUCUGGACCGCUAUCACAGGUUCAAGGAGCUAUCCACCUUGAGGCGCCAAAAGCUAGAAGAUUCCUACAGGUUCCAGUUUUACCAGCGUGAUGCAGAUGAGCUGGAAAAAUGGAUCCAGGAGAAGCUCCAGAUUGCGUCGGAUGAAAAUUACAAAGACCCAACCAACCUGCAGGGGAAACUGCAGAAACACCAGGCCUUUGAAGCUGAAGUGCAAGCCAACGCUGGUGCCAUCGUUAAAUUGGAUGAGACUGGUAACCAGAUGAUUAACGAAGGGCAUUUUUCUUCUGAAACUAUACGAACUCGACUGCAAGAACUUCACCGUCUCUGGGAGUUGCUGUUGGAGAAAAUGAGGGAGAAGGGAGUCAAACUCCUCCAAGCUCAGAAGCUUGUGCAGUAUUUACGAGAAUGUGAAGACGUGAUGGAUUGGAUCAACGACAAGGAGGCGAUAGUAACAUCAGAAGAGCUCGGCCUGGACCUGGAGCAUGUUGAGGUUUUGCAGAAGAAAUUUGAGGAGUUCCAGACAGACUUGGCAGCCCACGAAGAGAGAGUGAAUGAAGUGAACCAAUUUGCUGGCAAGCUCAUCCAGGAACAGCACCCUGAAGAGGAAUUAAUCAAGUCUAAGCAAGAUGAAGUCAAUGCAAGCUGGCAGCGUCUUAAAGGGCUGGCUCUUCAGAGGCAGGGAAAACUCUUUGGAGCAGCAGAAGUGCAGCGUUUUAACAGGGAUGUGGACGAAACUAUCAGCUGGAUUAAAGAGAAAGAGCAGCUGAUGGCGUCUGAUGAUUUCGGCAGAGACCUGGCAAGUGUGCAGGCUUUGCUGCGCAAACACGAGGGUUUGGAGAGGGAUCUUGCCGCUCUGGAAGACAAGGUGAAGGCUUUGUGUGCAGAGGCAGAAAGAUUGCAGCAGUCCCACCCUCAAAACGCCUCUCAGAUCCACGUGAAACGGGAAGAACUGAUUGCAAACUGGGAACAGAUUCGCACUCGGGCAGCAGAGAGGCAUGCUCGCCUGAAUGAUUCCUAUAGGUUACAACGAUUCCUUGCAGACUUUCGAGACCUCACUAGCUGGGUAACUGAAAUGAAGGCUCUGAUUAAUGCCGAUGAACUUGCCAAUGACGUGGCUGGAGCUGAAGCCCUGCUAGACAGACAUCAGGAGCACAAGGGAGAAAUCGAUGCCCACGAAGAUAGUUUUAAAUCUGCUGAUGAAUCUGGACUGGCUCUGCUUGGUGCUGGUCAUUAUGCCUCUGAUGAAGUUAAAGAGAAGCUGACCAUCCUGUCGGAUGAAAGAACUGCUCUUCUGGAACUGUGGGAGCUUCGCAGGCAGCAGUAUGAGCAGUGCAUGGACCUGCAGCUUUUCUACAGGGACACCGAGCAAGUGGACAAUUGGAUGAGCAAACAAGAAGCCUUCUUGCUAAAUGAAGAUCUGGGUGACUCUUUGGACAGUGUGGAAGCCCUACUAAAGAAGCAUGAGGACUUUGAAAAGUCCCUCAGUGCCCAAGAAGAGAAAAUCACAGCCCUGGAUGAAUUUGCUACUAAACUGAUACAGAACAACCAUUACGCAAAGGAAGAUGUUGCUACACGAAGAGAUGCUCUACUAAGCCGGCGCAAUGCUUUGCACGAACGGGCCAUGUACCGCCGUACACAGCUGGCAGAUUCAUUCCACCUGCAGCAGUUCUUCAGGGACUCCGAUGAGCUGAAAAGCUGGGUCAAUGAGAAGAUGAAAACCGCAACCGACGAGGCUUACAAGGACCCGUCUAAUCUGCAGGGCAAAGUCCAGAAACAUCAAGCUUUUGAGGCUGAGCUCUCCGCCAAUCAGAGCCGCAUCGAUGCCCUGGAGAAGGCUGGGCAGCAGUUGAUUGACGUCAAACAUUAUGCAUCUGACGAAGUAGCAGCUCGCAUGAAUGAAGUCAUCAGUUUGUGGAAGAAGCUGCUGGAAGCAACUGAACUGAAAGGGAUCAAGUUGCGCGAAGCCAACCAGCAGCAGCAGUUCAACCGCAACGUGGAAGACAUCGAGCUGUGGCUGUACGAGGUAGAAGGGCACCUGGCCUCUGAUGAUUACGGCAAAGACCUAACUAACGUUCAGAACCUUCAGAAGAAACACGCCUUGCUGGAGGCCGAUGUUGCUGCUCACCAGGACCGCAUUGAUGGCAUCACUAUCCAAGCUCGGCAGUUCCAAGAAGCUGGACACUUUGAUGCCGACAAUAUCAAAAAGAAGCAGGAGGCUCUGGUUGCCCGCUACGAAGCCCUGAAGGAUCCCAUGGUGGCACGCAAGCAGAAGCUUGCCGAUUCCCUUCGCCUGCAGCAGCUUUUCCGUGACGUUGAAGAUGAAGAAACUUGGAUCAGAGAGAAGGAACCUAUUGCAGCUUCAACCAAUAGAGGCAAAGACCUCAUCGGGGUCCAGAACCUGCUGAAGAAGCACCAGGCAUUACAAGCUGAGAUUGCCGGCCAUGAACCACGCAUUAAAGCAGUCACCCAGAAAGGGAAUAUCAUGGUGGAAGAAGGACACUUUGCCGCUGAGGAUGUGAAAGCCAAGUUGAAUGACCUGAACCAGAAAUGGGAGUCCUUGAAAGGCAAGGCGUCCCAGCGCAGGCAAGAUCUGGAAGACUCUUUGCAAGCCCAGCAGUAUUUCGCCGAUGCCAAUGAGACCGAGUCCUGGAUGAGGGAGAAGGAGCCCAUCGUGGGCAGCACUGAUUAUGGAAAGGAUGAGGACUCUGCAGAGGCUCUUCUCAAGAAGCAUGAAGCUUUGAUGUCAGAUCUCUCUGCCUAUGGCAGCAGCAUUCAAGCACUGAGAGAGCAAGCCCAAGCAUGCCGGCAACAAGUAGCUCCCACAGAUGAUGAGACGGGCAAAGAACUGGUCCUGGCUCUUUAUGAUUACCAAGAGAAAAGUCCCCGGGAGGUAACAAUGAAGAAGGGAGACAUUCUGACCCUGCUGAACAGCACCAACAAAGAUUGGUGGAAAGUGGAAGUGAACGACCGGCAGGGUUUUGUACCAGCUGCCUACGUGAAGAAAUUAGACCCGGCCCAAUCUGCAUCCCGGGAGAACCUCCUGGAUGAGCAGGGCAGCAUAGCCUUGCGGCAGGAGCAAAUUGACAAUCAGACUCUCCUAACUAAGGAAGUUGGCAGUGUCUCUCUGCGUAUGAAACAGGUCGAAGAACUGUAUCACUCUCUCCUUGAAUUGGGAGAGAAACGGAAGGGCAUGCUGGAGAAAAGCUGCAAGAAGUUCAUGCUUUUCCGUGAGACAAACGAGCUCCAGCAGUGGAUCAACGAGAAGGAGGCUGCACUGACCAACGAAGAGGUUGGAGCAGAUCUGGAGCAGGUCGAGGUGCUGCAGAAGAAGUUUGACGACUUCCAGAAGGACCUGAAAGCCAACGAGUCACGCCUGAAGGACAUCAACAAGGUGGCAGAUGACCUGGAAUCAGAAGGGCUGAUAGCAGAAGAAGUGCAGGCGGUACAGCAGCAGGAGGUCUAUGGAAUGAUGCCACGGGAUGAAACUGACUCUAAGACAGCAUCUCCUUGGAAGUCUGCAAAAUUGAUGGUGCACACAGUGGCAACAUUCAACUCCAUUAAGGAACUGAAUGAGCGCUGGCGAUCUCUCCAGCAGUUGGCAGAAGAGCGAAGCCAGCUUUUAGGCAGUGCCCACGAGGUCCAGAGGUUUCACAGAGAUGCUGAUGAAACAAAGGAAUGGAUUGAAGAAAAGAAUCAGGCCUUAAAUACUGACAACUAUGGCCAUGAUCUGGCAAGCGUGCAGGCCCUUCAGCGCAAGCACGAGGGCUUUGAGAGAGACCUUGCAGCUCUUGGAGACAAGGUGAACUCUCUGGGAGAGACUGCGGAACGUCUGAUUCAGUCUCACCCCGAGUCCGCUGAAGAUCUCCAGGAAAAAUGCACGGAGCUCAACCAGGCCUGGAGCAGCCUGGGGAAACGUGCCAAUCAGCGCAAAGAGAAACUCGGGGACUCCCAUGACCUGCAACGUUUCCUCAGCGACUUCAGGGACCUCAUGUCUUGGAUCAAUGGAAUCCGUGGGCUGGUCUCUUCAGAUGAACUGGCAAAGGAUGUGACCGGAGCAGAGGCUUUGCUGGAGAGACACCAGGAACAUCGCACCGAAAUAGAUGCCCGGGCUGGUACUUUCCAGGCGUUUGAACAGUUUGGGCAACAGCUUUUGGCGCAUGGCCACUACGCCAGCCCAGAGAUCAAAGAAAAGCUGGACAUUCUGGAUGAAGAACGGGCUGACUUGGAGAAAGCCUGGGUCCAGCGCCGAAUGAUGUUGGACCAGUGCCUGGAGCUACAGCUGUUCCACAGGGACUGUGAACAGGCAGAGAACUGGAUGGCAGCCCGGGAGGCUUUCUUAAACACUGAAGACAAAGGGGAUUCCUUGGACAGCGUGGAAGCUCUCAUCAAGAAACACGAGGACUUCGACAAGGCAAUCAAUGUUCAGGAGGAGAAGAUUGCUGCCCUACAGUCUUUUGCUGACCAGCUGAUUGCAGGAGACCACUACGCGAAAGGAGUCAUCGCCAACAGGCGGAAUGAGGUUCUGGACAGGUGGCGUCGACUGAAAGCUCAAAUGAUUGAGAAGAGAUCUAAGCUGGGAGAAUCUCAGACCCUGCAGCAGUUCAGCCGUGACGUGGAUGAAAUAGAGGCUUGGAUCAGUGAGAAACUCCAGACUGCCAGUGACGAAUCUUAUAAAGAUCCAACAAAUAUCCAGCUUUCCAAACUACUGAGCAAACAUCAGAAGCACCAGGCCUUUGAGGCUGAGCUCCAUGCCAAUGCUGACCGGAUCCGUGGCGUCAUCGACGUGGGAAAUACCCUCAUUGACCGCGGAGCUUGUGCCGGCAGCGAAGAUGCCGUCAAGGUUCGCUUGGCCGCUCUGGCUGACCAGUGGCAGUUCCUGGUGCAGAAAUCGGCGGAGAAGAGUCAGAAAUUGAAGGAAGCCAACAAGCAGCAGAAUUUCAACACUGGGAUCAAGGACUUUGACUUCUGGCUGUCGGAGGUCGAAGCACUCCUUGCGUCUGAAGAUUAUGGGAAGGACCUGGCGUCUGUGAACAAUCUCCUGAAAAAGCACCAGUUGCUGGAGGCAGAUAUCUCUGCCCAUGAGGACCGGUUGAAAGACCUGAACGGCCAGGCCGACAGCCUGAUGACCAGCAGUGCUUUUGACACCUCUCAAGUAAAGGACAAGCGUGACACUAUUAAUGGGCGCUUCCAGCGGAUCAAAACCAUGGCUGCCGCCCGCCGGGCCAAGCUGAAUGAGUCCCAUCGCUUGCAUCAGUUCUUCCGGGACAUGGAUGAUGAAGAGUCCUGGAUCAAGGAGAAGAAGCUGUUAGUUAGCUCGGAGGAUUACGGCAGAGACCUAACCGGAGUGCAAAACCUGAGGAAGAAACACAAGCGUCUGGAAGCAGAAUUGGCAGCCCACGAACCCGCCAUCCAGGGCGUGCUGGACACAGGAAAGAAGCUGUCUGAUGACAACACGAUUGGAAAGGAGGAGAUACAGCAGAGGCUGGCUCAGUUUGUGGAGCACUGGCAAGAGCUCAAGCAACUGGCUGCCGCUCGUGGUCAGAGGCUAGAGGAGUCCUUAGAGUACCAGCAGUUUGUGGCUAAUGUGGAAGAGGAGGAAGCCUGGAUCAAUGAGAAAAUGACCCUGGUGGCCAGCGAAGAUUACGGGGACACUCUCGCCGCUAUCCAGGGCUUGCUGAAGAAGCAUGAAGCGUUUGAGACCGAUUUCACCGUACACAAAGACAGAGUGAACGACGUCUGUGCUAAUGGUGAAGAUCUCAUUAAGAAGAACAAUCACCACGAAGAGAACAUUACAGCAAAGAUGAAGAGCCUGAGGGGCAAAGUGUCUGACCUGGAGAAAGCUGCAGCCCAGAGGAAGGCCAAGUUAGAUGAGAACUCUGCCUUCCUCCAGUUCAACUGGAAAGCUGAUGUGGUGGAAUCGUGGAUAGGUGAAAAGGAAAACAGCCUCAAGACAGACGACUACGGCCGAGAUCUCUCUUCUGUGCAAACACUCCUCACCAAACAGGAAACCUUUGAUGCUGGACUCCAGGCCUUCCAGCAGGAAGGGAUUGCCAACAUCACAGCCCUGAAGGACCAGCUCCUCGCAGCCAAACACAUCCAGUCCAAAGCCAUUGAGGCCCGGCACGCCUCUCUCAUGAAGCGCUGGAACCAGCUGCUGGCAAAUUCUGCUGCCAGGAAGAAGAAACUCCUGGAAGCCCAAGAGCAUUUCAGAAAGGUUGAAGACCUGUUCCUGACUUUUGCCAAGAAGGCUUCGGCCUUCAACAGCUGGUUUGAGAACGCCGAAGAGGACCUAACAGAUCCUGUGCGCUGCAACUCACUGGAGGAGAUCAAGGCUCUGAGGGAGGCCCACGAUGCUUUCCGCUCCUCGCUUAGUUCUGCCCAGGCCGACUUCAACCAGCUAGCUGAGCUGGACCGCCAGAUCAAGAGCUUCCGGGUGGCCUCCAACCCUUAUACCUGGUUCACUAUGGAGGCGCUGGAGGAAACCUGGAGGAACCUGCAGAAAAUCAUCAAGGAACGUGAGCUGGAACUGCAGAAGGAGCAGCGCAGGCAGGAGGAGAAUGACAAGCUGCGUCAGGAGUUUGCUCAGCAUGCCAAUGCUUUCCAUCAGUGGAUUCAAGAGACCAGGACCUACCUGCUUGAUGGCAUAGCAUAUCGUCGUGUCAUUCGUGUCUAUCAGUAUGAAGUUGGGGAUGAUCUGUCUGGAAGGUCUUGUAUGGUGGAGGAAUCGGGAACCCUGGAGUCACAGCUGGAAGCAACUAAACGCAAACACCAGGAGAUCCGAGCAAUGAGGAGCCAGCUCAAGAAGAUUGAGGACCUUGGAGCAGCUAUGGAGGAAGCUCUUAUCCUGGACAAUAAGUACACCGAGCACAGCACAGUGGGGCUGGCACAGCAGUGGGACCAGCUGGACCAACUGGGCAUGAGAAUGCAACACAAUCUAGAACAGCAAAUACAGGCCAGAAACACCACUGGAGUCACUGAAGAAGCCCUGAAGGAGUUCAGCAUGAUGUUUAAACACUUUGACAAGGAUAAAUCUGGUCGGCUGAAUCACCAGGAGUUUAAAUCCUGCCUGCGCUCUCUAGGCUACGACUUGCCUAUGGUGGAGGAAGGAGAGCCAGAUCCAGAGUUUGAGGCCAUCCUCGACACAGUUGAUCCCAACAGGGAUGGCCACGUCUCUCUGCAGGAAUACAUGGCGUUCAUGAUCAGCAGGGAGACCGAGAAUGUGAAAUCCAGUGAGGAAAUCGAGAGUGCUUUCCGUGCCCUCAGCUCGGAGGGCAAGCCCUACGUAACCAAGGAGGAGCUCUACCAAAACCUGACCCGGGAACAGGCAGACUACUGCAUCUCUCACAUGAAGCCCUACAUGGACAGCAAAGGCAGAGAGCUUCCCUCUGCCUAUGACUACAUUGAAUUUACUCGCUCACUCUUCGUGAAUUGAUAUCCAGCACUAGCACUA